Molecule: messenger RNA, 13321 nt
Organism: Lineus longissimus
Lineage: Eukaryota; Metazoa; Nemertea; Pilidiophora; Heteronemertea; Lineidae
Product: ral GTPase-activating protein subunit alpha-1-like
Exons: 47
Coding region: 86-6403 (2105 amino acids)
Biological process (GO): positive regulation of GTPase activity; regulation of small GTPase mediated signal transduction
Cellular component (GO): nucleus; cytoplasm
Molecular function (GO): GTPase activator activity
Source: RefSeq, a predicted model, not a curated record
ACCUAGAAAGAUGAAAUGAUUUCGUGACAAGGCAUUGCAAAGGCAAAGUUUUCACCAAUCGAUGGAAUGCAAGAGCUAGUUUGAGAUGUUUUCCAAGAAGCAACAAGGAGACAUCAGGAAAUCGUCUCAAAAGGUCCUAGAUCCAAAGAAGGACACAGUUACGCGGUUGAAACACCUCCGAAUUUUGUUAGAUAACUAUGACGUACAUGAGGCCAAGAAGUUCUUUGAACUCAACUAUUCCUCAAUUUAUUACGUCUUCUAUGAUGUGUUUAUUGUAGUGGAGUCUGAUAUCCGGCAACGAGCCAGCAAAGCUCACAAGGAGAUGGAUGCAGUCCUCUUCAUAUUUGAGAAAAUCUUGAUCCUGCUCCCUGAGCUCAUCCAUAAACGAUGGCAGUUUCACAGCGUUGGUCGUCUGCUAAAGAAGCUGUUACAUACAGGAAACACACUAAAGUUGCGUGUCGAAGGCAUGAAGCUGUUCCUGAUAUGGUACCAGAUUCUCCAGGAGAACGCCACCAAGGAAUGCCAUAUGACGUUUGCAAGUCUUGUGCCAAGGAUUGGCCUUGAGGAUGGUGUGGAUGUGGACUUGUUCACAGUCAAGUCUAACACAACAUCAGACAGUAGUCCGAUUGUUCCAGUGGAGAUCACUGCUAUGCAACCUAUUCAAGCUGGGGAGAAGCUGCCUGAUAACAUCACAAGAUUUCUACUCGAAUCUCUAAUGAAUCACAUGGUGUCAGAGGUCACAAAGAUUGAAUGGGAAAACAAAAAGAUGCAAGAAUUUAGUUUCAACUUUCUGUUCAACUAUUUCAAAAAGUUUUAUCUCAACAAACUAUUCCCAGACUUCAGUUACAAGAGGAGUAUAUAUGAACCAAAUCUAGAUCUUCCAGAGGGACAACUUCAUAUCAACUCGGACACAGGUUCAAUCGAGGAUGACAUGGGGCUGUAUCAGGAGGUGCUGGUCAAGUGGAUGACCACAUUUACGCAUAGCUUCAAGAAACAAGAAACUGUCACCAGCCUAACAGAUGAGUCCUCGAAAGAGCCAACUGACGGUACAGACAGUCAGAACCAAGAGCAUCACAUGCCCGGUAGCAAGGAGAGUACCCUAUCAGCCACCAGCACCUACACCGAGAAGGACUCCAACUCGAGCAUAUGUCUGGAUGACCAUUCCAUGUCUGAGUAUGAAAUCGUUAAGCACAACCUGUUCUCGACCAGGGAGAAUAUCAACAUUGUUCAUGAGAUGUAUCGGCAGGCAUUUCACUUUCCAUUCCAACAUUCUGGUGCCAUACGCAGAGUAAUCCAGGUGUAUCGUGACUGGCUUCAGUCUGAACUGAAGCCGAUCUUUAUGCAAGAACCUGUUGACUCAUCCCUGUCUCCCUCUGAUAGUCCGAGCAAUGGAAGGAGGGAACCAGACGAGGAAUAUCUAGGCCAUGCUGACACCACAAGAUGGUAUACACAUUUGGACAUGCCGUUCAAUCAUGAAGCAGUUAUGAGUUCUCCAUUACAUGGUCUGCCCCCUGGUGGGAGAAUUAGAACUAAUUCAUACCUAGGCGCAAUGUGUCCGGACAGUCUACCUCGCAGAGUUGUCGAUGAGACGUCAAUCGAGGCGGGGGCUCAGAAAGUCUUCCAAGUCUUUAUCACUAACUCUGCUGUGAUUUUCCUGCGGACCGCACCAUCAAAAACAGCAUUGACCAACCAGGUGGACAUGUGUAAACGCGUCCUAAACAUCUACAGAUAUAUGGUGAUGAACCUGUUCCUGGAGAGACAGACAUGGGAGCAAUUGUUGUUGGUGUUGUUACGGAUCACCUCCGGAGUCCUGAAAGACUGCCCUCCUGCUGAUCGUGAAGCGUCUCUUGGGGGGCGCCUAGCGCAGCCUCUUUUUCAGACGCUGAUUGUGACGUGGAUCAAAGCCAACCUGAACGUGUACAUUUCCAUGGACCUGUGGGAUCAAUUUCUGGCUGUGCUGUCCUCUCUCACCCAGUGGGAGGAGCUGAUUAAGGAAUGGGCUAAAACCAUGGAGACGUUAACUCGUGUGCUGGCGCGGCAGGUCUAUUCUCUUGACCUGAGUGACCUGCCCCUUGAUCGGCUGAGUGAACAGAAAGAGAAGCGUCGUCGCGGUGUCCGUCCUCAUGAAGGCCCCGCUCAGAAAGUACGAGCAAGGACAUUUUCUCGCGGCUGGAGUCGCUCUGACAGUUCAUCGGGUAUGACCGUGACAUUGAACGCUAGCAACCAAACGGUCAGGAUGAACCACCAGCCGGCUGUCAUCCAUGAGGUAUCUAGUCUCAGUAGUGACCAAGGGCAAGAGGCUACAAGCCAUUUGUACGACGUUCUCUCAGCCAAAGCGCCCCCUGUCAUGCGGCCCCACUCCCACCUUUCGUCCUUACUCCAUGACCAUCAGCCUGUCAUCAUACAGGACUUCUCAACACCGCAACACCAGGAGGCAGCUAGUGAAGGUAUUCUCUCUAGUCAUCUCGAUGAAGGAGCUUUAGACACGUUGUCUGUGAGAUCAGAUGGAGAGAGAGCGAGGUCCCGUAGUGGCGGUGAGGAUGCCAAGCUUAAAACUGUUGGAUCAGACUCGAGCACGCUCGCCUUGAUACAACGCAGCAGUAGUGAUAGUAAUCUCGUUGAUUUGAGUGAUCGGUAUAAAAAUAAAGGUGCUAAUUUCUGUAGUCAUGAACCCCCAAGCUCUAGAUCCGCUGAGCCGGUCGAACCGACUCAUGAGCAGGGUGAAUCUGCAUCUAGUCUUACUGAGGUUUCACCGGAUGCCCUGUCACCAGAAGAUAAUGAAAUCGCUAGUCUUAACAGCAGUCUCACUGCCACAGAUUCAACAAGUUAUGCAAGUGUGGACAGCAACUUACCUGUACCCUACGCCAUCAUGGACCAAAGUGCUGACAGCCGGGAUUGCCAAGACUCGGCCGUCGACACAUUGUUAGAAUGUAUGGAGAAUGAGGUGAUGUUACCGGAAUCGCAAAACUCUUCACCGCGGUUAGGCUCGAGAAAUUCCUCGCCUAUGUUGGGUGAGAAUGAUGAUCUAGUGCAUGAGGAACUUUGCCGUGGCGGGAAAGGUUCGCCGACACCUGACCGGGAGAGUAUCCAUAUCGAUGUGGUGGUCACUCAAGAGGAGGAUAUACCACCUCAAGAAAACCAAGAGGAUUGCCGCAGUGUUCUAGCUGGUGGUACGAUCCGUGGGUGGACCCCUGAUGUUACCGUAGUGUUAUGGCGUCGGAUGCUCGGUUCACUAGGAGAUAUUAACGAUAUCAAGGAUCCAGCUAUUCACGCCAGUGUUUAUGAAUAUCUGUGUGAACUCAUGGAAGUCUUGAUCAAGAUUCGAGACAACCUGAGUGUGACAUCGGACAACCAGUCAUCUCCUGCCCCUCCAGAAAUCAUACCUCCCCUCAUGAUAUUUUCAUCAUGGCUAUUCAAGGCUCUGACCCUGUCGGACAAAUUCAAGAAGGGCAAGUUACUGGCCUACCGUCUGUUGUGUGUGAUGACCAUCAGACAACAUGACAUCGAAUUACCUAACGAUCACUUGGCCCAGUUUUAUCGGGUUCUACAUCAUGGACUUGUCAGUCUUGAUCAGGAUGUUGUGAAUGUUCUCGUGAAGUACUGCGGCCCCAGGUUCCUGGCGAUGCCCAUGCAGGGCUCGACAAUGCUGAUCCUGGAUUUCAUCCAUGCCGCUAAUACGAUAGCUGCAGUCAGUGAUCUCAAAGAAUUCCCAAGGACAGAGGCCGUAUCAAUCCUUGGUGCACUACUAUGUUUCCCAAAUCACCUCGGAGAGUUGACUGUCCUCGAGCCAAAUCAAGGCGAAUUAUCAUUAAUGCUGUGCAAUGAUGCUAAGGACCAUUUGAUAGGUGUGCUAUUGAAACUAGGAAAGAAGGAGCCAGCUGGUCUGGCCAGAUGUAUUGCUGUCAGUUCACUCGGCAUGUAUUUAUAUGAAGAGCUGAAGCAUGGUACGAUGCAUUCCAGAAUAAAAGAGGCGAUUCACAUGUUGCUGUUGACACUGAGGGCCCCCAAAUAUAAUUCAUUACCUAGUGUAAACCAGAAAAUCAUUGACAGGGCCGUAGCGCAGGUCGCAUGUGAUAUGUUGGUUCUUCUCUGUGAUCAUGUCAAAACGCUUCUGCAACUUCAUCAAGAUAUGCCGAAGAAAAUUAUCGAGGCUAUCGCAACAAGCAUAUCAAGUUUUCUGCCGUCAUUAGAGACAUCAGGUCGAAAUUUAGACAAAGAGUUUGUGGUGUCCCUCAUCUUCUGUUUGCUGGACUGGUGUAUGAACGUUCCCCUGGGCUUACUAAUGGACGCCCAGGAAGGACAGAAACCCCUCAUAUAUACUGUAUUCAAGGUGCUAAACCAAGCUGUCCUUGGUGUUUCCAAUACAAUGUCGAAGAGCAGCCUCAACCUGAUGGAUAUGGUUGAUUACGACCUGGAGACGAUCCGAGACGCACAAAGUGGACCAACAACACCAAGGACUCCCAGCGAUCAUUCUGCAGCGAACAACAUUGGCCGGAGCUCCCCUGUUGGCAAACCGGAAAGUGAUAUUGUUAAGCUAGCUGCAAGAACUAUGAUAGGCCAUCUAGUCAACCAUCUUGGCCUCUUCCCCAAGGGCGGUGGAGCGGCCAGGCUCAACAGCUCGAUACAGGAGUUCCACGAUUCACCAGAAUUCCUGCUUGAUGAACUCAAACCAGAAAUAUUUGAACUGCCAAAUGUACAGUUUUUUGUGCUGAAUAACAACGCGUUGGUUUCAUUUAUAGAAAUACCAGCAUUGUUGGACGUCCCUGGAGGAGGUGUGACAGCUGGGCUGACCACAGGCAAGACGGUGACCAGGGUGAUCAUCAGGGACGUCAGUGGCAAGUACUGUUGGGACAGCGCCAUCUUGUAUGGACCCCCUAACUGUAGGGCAGGAUCAUACUUUCCAGACUGCAACCUGCUGUUAAAUGUGCUUGAAGAGGUCGACAACGACCUGAAGCCUGAGAAGGUUGAGAAUCUUCAGAUCCCACAACGAGUAUCAUCCGUCCAGAGGAAGCCCAAUGAGCUGCCUCAGUAUGAAACAACCAGGGAGGAUCAGGACAAUCUCAAUGAUCUUCUACAGUACAUUGGAUGUACGAGCAAAGAGUGCCACUUAAAUCCAGGGGAGCCGCUGAAUAUACCAGAAUCGCCCCCAGAAGAGAUCAGUCCGUGGCUGGAGAAUCAUGCUGUCAUCACUGUCCAGGAGCAGAGGAACACUGAAGUGCAAUAUAACAUCGAUCACAAGAAUGCCAACAGUAUGAUCGGCCAGUCUGAGGAGCCGAUGCCCAACCAUGAUCCCGUCUCACCGUUUCAGCUCUGCCGGAUGAUGCUGUGCCAGCUUGGCUUCAUGGCGUGGGAGAAGCGUGCCACGUUUGAUCUACUUAAGAAGAACGACAAACUGCUCAGAGAGUUGAAGAACCUUGACAACCAGUGGUGUCGUGAAACGCACAAAAUUGCUGUCCUGUUUGUAGCAGCAGGCCAGGAAGACAAACAGUCCAUCCUUAAUAACGCUGGUGGGAGCAAGGAGUUUGAGGAGUUUGUGGCCGGGCUAGGGUGGGAGGUGGACUUGGAGAACCAUUGCGGUUUCAGGGGUGGUCUCAAUCGCAAUAAAACCAAUGGUGACACAGCUCCGUACUUUGCGACAUCAUGGUUAGAGGUUAUCUUUCAUGUGUCGACGAGGAUGCCAUCGGAGACAAAUGAGGAUAAACAUAAAAAGAUGAAACAUCUUGGAAACGACGAGGUGCAGAUCAUCUGGUCCGAACAUGACCGGGACUAUCGACGAGGGAUGCUGCCCACAGAGUUUGGAGAUGUUCUCAUCAUCAUCUAUCCUCUAAUCAAUGGUCUGUUCAGGAUACAGAUCAACAGAAAACCUGAGGUGCCGUAUUUCGGUCCUCUGUUCGAUGGUGCUAUCGUGGGUCACUUGGUGUUACCAGGCUUGGUGAGGGCCACUGCCAUCAACGCCAGUCGCAUGAAGAGAUCACAACUGCCAUACUACCAGUCAUUCUAUGAAGAACGUGCCAAAUACCUUGAUACAAUAGUCAACCAACAUAAAGAGGCGACGAUGUAUGAAGACUUUGCAGAGAAGGUGUUCGCACCUGUCCUCUAUCCAGUCAUGACCCCCCAUGCCCAUAAAGAGAACAUAUUGCCGGGGACCCCAUUCAGUGAAGUGCCUUCCUUUAUCGCUAAUUACGGCAAUAAUGGUGGUGAACACAAGCUGGACAAACACUCACCACAUGCCUCCAGCAGGCAUGGAAAAGGGACCACUGCUGAUGAGGGUGUGUUUCUCUUCCCGCCAACAACGACAGAGAAGUCGUUGGUGCGACGCUUGUCGUUUCGGAGCGGUAGAAAAUCAGCCCAGAAACCUAACUCUCCGUCAUCGUCUGCCUCGCCACCUGAAAGCAGAAGAUGAUAUUCGUAGAUUGGGAGAAGUGGUUUAGUCUAAUGCCUGUCUGCAUGACCAAGCAUUUGUCUAAAACUAACACCAGGACAGAUUCAGCGUAAAGCUCAAACUUUAUUUAAUUUGUGGUGUUACAAAGCCACAUGAAAAGUUGAUGAGUGGGGAUCAAUUGAUUCGCCGUGCAAACCAGUGAUCUCAAAUGCUGCUACAUGUACCAUUGUUUUGAGACGAAUGCUUGAUCGUGAAGACUGGUCUCAAUAAAAUGUGCAAUAAACGUAAUGAUUGAGAUGAAAAUUAUUUUGAAGGGAUUGUGCAAGAAUGGUUGAAUCGGAAUCCAUUUUUGACUGUGCGUUAUUUGUUGGGAUAGUCUGCUUGCGUUUUAGAUUUCUUCGACAAAAUGUGCAAUUUACGAAUUGCCUGAAACCUGGUGACUGUCUUGUGGGUAAAAUUUAAGUUUCUUUGUUAAGGUCAUUGGCCUGUUAGUUUUGGCUUGCCUGAGAACCGUUAUCUCAAAUAACAAUGUAAAGUAUCUACAUAUAUGUAUCAAAUUCACUUAAUUUUCUGUGUAGUUGAGCAACACAUAUCUUUAAUUAUGAAAUCUGAAUCGGGACCAGAUAGUUUUAUUUUUCUAGAUUUGUUUAUUUAAAGUAUUGUGAAUGUUAAAUGUUGCACUACAAUUCAAAUAUUCAUUUCAUUAAAAUGUAUUUAUGUGCUUGCAGUUACAUGUUUGUUUUCAGCAUGAGUUACACAAUAAGCCUCGUGGAGAAAAAGUUAAAAUAAAAGUAUAUCCCUGUUGACAAAAUGUCCCCUUGUCUUGCACCAUUUUCUUCCAAACUGCCCUUCUGAUUUAAUGGUCAACAAACUAACCCCCCCAAGUCUACCUGGAACCAGUUCCAAGUGAAUAUUGUUUUUCUUUGCCUCAAAGGGAUCUUGCUUUUUAUAUGGAGAGGUUAAGCAGUUGUCAGUAGGAUUUAGUCAAAGUUGGUCAGAGCAGUUAGAUACUAACACUGUUCAGCUGAUCGACUGUUUUAAGCUCUUCUAUCAGAAGAUGCCAGUCUUUGAAUCAUAAAGCCUAGACGUCAUCCAACGUCACUCAAUCAAGACUAAUGAUAAAUUGCCCAUUCUUCAAUCAACCAAACACAAUUCACACAGUCUGUCCCCAGAGGUUCGCAUCCGGAACGAAAAAUACUUUCUUUGUCUUGUCUGUUGCGAUCUUGCGUUUGAUGUAUCUUUGUCAGUUUUGAUUCAAACAUCUCUCAAAUCUCUGAACCCUGAUUUUGUAUUAAGAAGAAAUAACUGUGGGAGUCCCUCUGGUAUCUUCAAGGAGUUAUCCCUUGGAUGACCACAAUCAUCUUGAUCAACAAAGGGGGUAUUUCAACCAUCAAACGUCCUCGCACAGUUGAGCGACUUUGAACUCGAAGAGAUCAUCAAAUUUCCAAAGUUCUUGAAACAACAAAGAGACAUUUGAAAAGUGUUUUUUCGUGCCCGCAAUUGUUCUAUGAAGAAUGCAAACAAAGACUGCAAUCAUGUGUCGGUGGACAGUAAUGUGAAAAGUGAGCAAGCUACGUUGGAGUGACUGAUAGGACUUGGCCUCUAUGAACCUGACGUCAAACGAGUAAGGCCUGUGGGGGUUUUCAGUGGUCUUUAUACUGGCUUCCUCUGGUUCCAAUAAUUAUCAAGUCUUAGCUUCUUUAAAACGAGCUUAGCGUUUGUGGCGGUUCCCAAUCAAACCACCAGUGUCUCUUAAUCCUAUUUGUGUAAAAAUCUCUUUUGCUCUGGACUUCCUCGACAAGGCUUCUUCACGUUUUUGAUCUUUUAUCGUACCGGUAGUUAAUAAUCCACUCCCUGGCCACUUGAUAUAUAAUCACUUCUAACUUGAGGUCAAGUUUUAGAAGCAUCUAUUGUGUAGCAUCAUAAUCACAUGAUAACUUGACAAAGACUGGUUACUUUGUCUUCUGACAUGGCAAAUUUGUUUACAGUCACUGAAAGGUCAGUGCAGAAAACACUUCAAUGACUUCACUUGGCAGCAGACACAGGUUUGCGGAGCUGAAUUUUUUCACUCCUGCAUUUUGUAAUUUACUUUGAAGAAGGUAGCACAGAUUUUAUUCAAAGAAAUGUGGUACGCUUGCUGGCUUCUGUUUGAUGGUGAACAUUUUUCUGCCACUUUUUGUGUGUCUCAUUUCUUGGAAGACACUUUUGAAAGGCCGAAGACUUAAAUAUCAAUUACCACAUUGCAAAGACGUCUUGACAUCUCGCCCCGAAACGAUUUCAAGAAACAAUAAACCAGGAAGUGAGCUUCUGUCUCAUCCUAAAUUAAUGUGAAUAAGUUAUUGCAAGAUGAAGUCUCCUUGAGUCCCUUUCCCUGAAGUAUAAAAUUUGAUAACAGGUCCAUUUUUAGGCCAGUUAAUUAGCAAACUGUAGGUUUUGGCUAUUCCACAAAAUUAUCAUGAAGGGUCAUUUCUUGUGACCAUUGUCCUUUGUUCAUCUCGUAGUAUCGUUAACAGUGAAGGGCAUUAAAUGCUGGCCCUUCCCAUUCCAAACAUUACAUGGGACUCUCCACGAUAAUGUGUCUGCCCAUGAAAAUUAUACAAUAUUCAUUGUUGUCAAUAAGAACCCUGUCAGUGUGUCUUCAUUUAUGAAUCGGUAACAGUCGGGAACCUAAUAUUUCGUAACUGGACCACCGGAACUUUGUCCAAGUCUAUAUCGCCUCCAGCUUUCACAAUCUGGCCUUUCACAAUGGACAGCUUCCAGAACCAUCACGAGCUCCUCCCUUAUUUCUGGCUCAUUAUCAGAAUGACACGUUUGGCUUUUCCGCUCGUCUCUGUACCAUAUGUUAGCCAUAUUGAAGUCCUUCCUGUCCAUUCUUCACACCGGCCUUUCUAUUGUUCUCCCCUCACCGCAAAGAUUACAAUGGAGUGAUAAAAUGACCAAUGUAGUCUUUGUUCUGCUCUAAUGGUCUAUUCAAUUAGUGUUCCUAAGACGAGGAACCAUCGGUUUCUGCCAAUUCGCACUGUGUUGGGGAAAAAGUUCGGGUAUUUUUCGAAAAGUCAAGAACAACAUUGUGUCAGAGUCACCAGUGUGAGCACCUAUGGGAAGUUCAUGUCAGAGUCACCAGUGUGAGCACCUAUGGGAAGUUCAUGUCAGAGUUACCAGUGUGAGCACCUAUGAGAAGUUCAUGUCAGAGUCACCAGUGUGAGCACCUAUGGGAAGUUCAUGUCAGAGUCACCAGUGUGAGCACCUAUGGGAAGUUCAUGUCCGCGUCACCAGUGUGAACACCUAUGGGAAGUUUAUGUCAGAGUCACCAGUGUGAGCACCUAUGGGAAGUUCAUGUCAGAGUCACCAGUGUGAGCACCUAUGGGAAGUUUAUGUCAGAGUCACCAGUGUGAGCACCUAUGGGAAGUUUAUGUCAGAGUCACCAGUGUGAGCACCUAUGGGAAGUUCAUAGUUGAGCAAUUCUCUUUCUGACUUGCGGUUAUUUUACAGUGACCUGAAAACCUUGCAUAGAUCUCAGUCAUUAUGCUCUUUUACCACUUCGGAAUAGAAAUAUUAGUUAAAAAUAUGUUCCACUUCACUCUGAUGGUAAAGCUUAUAAAAUCAAGAACAUCAAAAUCUUCUGUGACAUAUCUUUUUUUCAAUUUGAUCCGCUACAGUUGAGCUUCAUACGAAUCUGAUCUGGGGAAAGUUUCGGUGAAAAAAGUUCUGUUGUAACCGAUGUUGCUUUGAUUCAAACGGUUAAAAGGUUAUCCAUUUCAUCAGAAAUUUCAAAUGUUGGUGAGAUUUACAAAGUAAUUUCACAGCAUUUAUUCUGGAAAUGAAAAAGUCAAGAUCUCAUUAAUUUAGUUGAUGUCAUUUCUGAGAGAUUGGCAUCAUUAGUUGUGAUCUAUCCUGUUGUGUGAGCUCAUCUUCAGCAACUGUGGGGGCGCUCAACAAAUUGGAGAAAAAAAUAAAAGAUGCCAGUUUGGAAUUGGCACAUGAAUUAGCCGUAUGUGAUGAGAAGAGGUUAUCUGAUCAUCUCUUUCACCUUUGAUUUAAUCAAUUCGGCUGUGUCAUACCUCAAUAUUGAGAAUAUCAAAUGACACCAUUUGAAAUCAGAAAAUUGGUCACCUUUCAACCCGUGAUUUGUAAUUUCUCUACCGUAUGUUUGGUGAAGCCGCUGGGGUGGCGGGUCACGGUGAUUCACAAGCGUGGCACUUAUUGGCCGUGUGAGAUGCAAUUAUGCGACUAAUUGCCUUAAGUGUAAUUGAACUGUCACUGUGUCUCGCCUCCCCUGCUCCGUAGCUUGUUAACAGUGUCUCUGCAUGUAAGACGAAACUCCUCAGCCGCAAUCUCUCGAGCAUCAUGGGUAAUUGUCGGCGUUUUUAAUCAAGCGCCAUCCUUGGAUGACACUGCUUGUUGCUGGCAACAAUGGUGGCCGUAAUUACUUCUCCACGAGUGAUGGUAAUUCUUAUAAUCAUUCUUAGCGAUAGGGUUGCAGGGGCGCGGGAUCAAGCCAAAUUGGUGCGAGACAAUAAUUCUAUUUGACAUGGCGUGUGGUGUCGCUGUCUUGUUAUGAAAUGUGGCAAUUUGGAAGGUGAUCUGUUGAUCUCUAAAUGGCACAUCACCAUCUGAGUUUCCUUUUUCGGGGCAGUUGUCAACAAUAAUUGAAGGAAACCGAGUAUUGUUUUUUCCAAAGAUCACAUGCAUUUUCUUGGUCCAAACCAGGAAUUUCAUUGCUUCUUGUACUUCAGUAGCCAUGACUAAACCCGAAUCAAAGAUUAACGUGUAGAUCAUCCUUCUUUCGCUUAAGUCAUGUAUGUCUUUUCUCAGGAAAGUUUUUGGCAAACAUAAUGAAGCCUAGUAGAUUGUUAGAAAUGUUAAGUCUUCUUGGUUCAUGACAGUCACCUGGGUAUAAUGAAUCAAUCCAAAAAAUAUAUUCAAUAAAAGGCUUUGGGGUAGGAAGAGUUACUGGCUGGCACCAAGUGUAGAUUGAGAUGCAACUGAAAAUGUCAGCAAACAUUCUAUCAACAGUCAGUUUUGGAUGUAAGCUGAUGUCUUAAGCAGAGAAACUCAUGAAAUAACUUGGUGUCCAGUCGUGACUUCUUCUACCCCUCGUGAAAGCUGGGGCAUUUUCCACAACCAUCCAGUCAUGCAUGGUAAGAUUAUCUAAUAUUUAUGUAUAGAGAACUUGUAAAUUCUACAGAGUAAAUAGAUUAUAUGAAAUCGUUGACUCUGACAAACUUGGACAGGUCUGGUUUUAUGCUCGCUGUCAGGAUCAAACUUGAGCAGAUGGAAAUAUUUUGUGUGGUGAAAAGGGAGUCAAAACGGCUGAGUAGCCCUUGUGCUACCUUCGCCUCUACUAGAGUGUUAGGUUAGUGCAAAUAAGGUGCAGAUGCUGCAUGAAUUACUGUCAAUUUCUGCGCGAUUGGCAGGUAUUCAGACAAUAAUUUUUCUUAAGAGUGUAAGAAAACUCGAGCUAUCCAGGUAUGUCAGCUCAAUGGUUCAAUACUGUACAUAAUUAUAAGCUUAUGUGAUGCAGUUUGGUUGGGACUGCAAAGAAAGCUUCCAACUUGGACUGAACUGCAUGUUUAGACGAUGCUCUUUCAUAAAGCAUAUCAUUCAGGGAUAUUUCAGUUAGUUUAUUGAUAGGCCUAUGCCUGAUGUUGUUUCGGUUUUUGAAGGGACCAGCGAUGAAAAAAUGAUAAACUGCAUUUGAGAAACAGUUGAUUUCUUGUCCUGCAUCCUCAUGUCAUAUGGUUUCUUUAAGAAAACGCUUUUUGCCUGGGCCAACACUUAUGGUAUGCAUCCAUGAAGAUGAAGACGUGUAAAAUCUGUCUGGAGGAAAUCCUACAUGUAUGUGUUGUGUUCUGUCAAAUACAUCAUUUAUAAACAGACUACUUUCAUGCACAGCCAUAAUGUAAACCCCACAGAAUCAGGUGCACAUCGUGUAAAUGUGUUUUAAGUCCUCCCAACAUCAGUUGAUCCGUUUGAAGUUGCCUACAUCAGCAGUGUUAUGUUUCCUCUCAUGUUAUUCCAUGGAUUAAGAUAAGUAAUUUGGGCCAAAGUUUUUAAGAUGAAUUAUAAAAAGUAAGUGUGUUAUAACUGUGCUUGUUGAGAACAUUAUUGGUGUCACAGCAGAAAUAUGGGGAUAUCAUCCUGAGCUGGCAUGACAUUUACAUCGUCACUUUUUAAUACUAUGUUGAACAUUUUGCAUUACACAUUUGCAUUUUAGCCCAAGGCUGGAAAUCCUGUGCAGAUUUGUGUCACAUUAAUGUGCUGUUCCUGUCUCCCUGAGUGAAAGCAUCAUCUUGAUCUAAAUGUUCUUGCUUGGGUUCGGGUGGGAAAUAUUCUGCUGUGGUCGAACUAUGCAAAGAAAAUUGUUCUUUAUCAUUUUGGUACUAUUUCUGAUCCGAUUUUCCGGGCAUGAAUGGCCGUAUAUUGUGUAAAUGAUUUAUGAGCAGAUUUAGAGAUCUAAAUGAACAUAUUAAGAUACUUAAAGGAAAAGAUUUAGAUAUUUAAAUGAACUGAUGAAGAAAUGUCGGCCUUACACAUGGUUUAAAAUAAACAGGUAUUUAUGAAUUCGCAUAAAAUCUGCUGACUACACUGAGCCCCUCCCCUACUAGGACAGAGAAUGAAUUAAUCAGCAGUUUCUAGAUGUGCUUAAAGGGAAGCAGCAGCAGUUAUUGACUGGCCAGCAUCAAUGUAUAAUUGCAGAGUUCCUGUAGGACCAUAGAGGGCAUUUCUUAUAUUCACGGGAAAAUGAUACUAACUGUAUGUGUACAGUUGUGGAAAUAGGAACCACUUCUCAGAAGCUUGGUUAGAGGUAACUGAAAUAAGUGCUGACCCAGCGAAAGUGCUGCUACUCCUUUAAGACUAGGUUGUCCAGUUACAUUGACAUAUCCUGUACCGGUAAAGUGUACUCUAUGAGAAAUGUUAAUAAACAUUUAAUUUAAA